Messenger RNA from Anopheles cruzii, 2129 nucleotides. It is a transcript of the gene Atac3, whose product is annotated as ankyrin repeat and KH domain-containing protein mask. NCBI's taxonomy places the organism in Eukaryota, Metazoa, Arthropoda, Insecta, Diptera, Culicidae. The record is from RefSeq and is a predicted model, not a curated record. The transcript has 6 exons. Gene Ontology annotation, cellular component: nucleus. The coding region runs from base 12 to 2129 and encodes 705 amino acids. Gene Ontology annotation, biological process: positive regulation of transcription by RNA polymerase II. Gene Ontology annotation, molecular function: transcription cis-regulatory region binding; protein binding.
CGAAGAGGAUCAUGUUUGCGGAGAAGUUUUUCGGCAACCUCAGCAUGGAUAUGAUAACGAGUAAUGAUUCGGAGGAAUCGAUCGAGAAGCUGACGCCCGGUGGUGCGAAGUUCCAAGCGGUGAUAACGGACCUCGGAAAGGGGCUUCUACAAGCCGCUAAAGUAGGCUGUACAGAAAAGGUACACGAGCUCAUGAGUCGCGGGGCACCAUUUACGGCGGAUUGGCUUGGAACGACACCGCUCCAUUUGGCCGCACGAUACAAUCACGUCGAAACGUGCAAGAUGCUCCUGCGUGCCGGUAUAAGCAAGGACUCCAAAACCAAGGUCGACCGGACGCCGCUCCACUUGGCCGUUUUUCAUGGCCAUAUCGAAAUCGUAGAACUGCUGCUGAGCAACAACUGUGAAGUCGAUGCAAAGGAUAUGCUCAAAAUGACGGCGCUGCACUGGGCGGUAAAUCAGAAGCACAGUAAGAUCGUCGAGAUGCUCCUGCAAAACGGUGCCGAUCCGAAUGUGGUCUCAAAGUUCGACAAGACUCCCAUCCAGCUGGCGUUGGAGUCGGGCCAGGGCGAGCUGUGGCAAGUGAUGUUGCUAGCGAAUCAGAUGCGAGCGGCAAGCAGCGAACAGGUUGGAGUGCAAGACGCAACGGAUAGUUUAAUGUACGAGCUGCAGCAGCACAAAGAGCGACAUCGAGGGCCACCAGCCGACGGAGUGGACUCGAAAUCUGGCGGUGGCGUUGGUGGCGAUGAUGACGAUGUGGAGGACAACAUUACGAUGGAUCUGAGCAGCGACAGUAGCAGCCGCCUGACGGAGCAACAAAACGGUGCCGAUGAUUCACGGGACGAUGCGGACCAUUUGAUUGAACGGGAGGACAGUAUGAGCGAUGCAAUGACGAACCUGGAGCAGAGCACCGAUACGGAUCCGAAAAAUCUCGAUUCCGGUACCCUGCAGAUGCUGAAGGAACAUGGUAUCGCACUGAUACCAUCCGACGAUACCGGCAGCCUUAUCACAUCCGCCAUCCAGAGUGGUCGUAAGAUCGUGCUCUCGGAAGCGGGCAAGUUUGCGCUCAACGAAACGCGAAACCUUCAGCAGCAACCCCAGACGAAAUCGAUUACGUCUACGCCGCCACAGCCACAGUCGCAGCCACGAACCCAUCCAACGAAGGUGCACCAUCAUUCCCCGGCAGUGCACACGGUGACUUUAACGGGAAACAAACCGAAGACUCUCAAAAUUAUCAAAAAAACCACUUCGACCACCGGUUCGUACCCAACGACACAGAAUCAACAGGUGCAUCACGUCCAGCAACAGCGCCAGCAGACGGCGCAACCGGUGCACGUCAUGAAUGCCGGUCCGACGGCAACUAUCCGGACGAACCAGGUGCUCAAGGUACUGUCUCCGGAGGAGUUUAAGCAAAUUUGUAGUGGCGAUGUUGGCAUCAUGAAGCGAGCACCGUCGGCAGAGUACAAAAAAGCGCUUCCAUCGACCUCGGUGAGGAUCCCCGUCGGUGGCCGACCGCAGAUACUGAGCACAAGCACCACGUCGAAACAGGUGGGCAAAUACGUCAUGACGAAGAGUGGUCAACGGAUUCCGUUGACGACGACCGCCGGAAUGAACGUGAUAUCCGCUCGUGCCUCGGAAGAUUUAGUGAAAGCCAAGCUUGCCACGAGUAGCGGUGUCAACGGACUGUCCUCGACGGUCGGUGGUGCCCAACCCAGCCGGCACAUCAUUACCUCGGCCGACGGCGUCAAACGGCUGCGGACCGCAACCGGUAUGGAGAUCAUUUCCACUCUACCCACCAAACUGCCCCAGGAUACGACCGUAUCGGUGGAAACCGGUACCACCCGCACGGUCAGUAGGCCACAUCAGCGAAUAGCGAUAAACAAUCACGUUCCUGUUGCCGCCGGCACCACCGUCACGAGUAACAACGCCACCGGCCUAAUAGUGGAGGUACUCGAGCGGCAGAUGGUGGAACUGAAGAAACUCAUCGAGGAUCUGCGGAAGCAGUUCGAGCUUUCGCAGAAACAGAACGAGGAGUACCGGGCCCGUGUCGAGAAGCUCGAGAAGGAGCUGCGGACACUGAAGCAGCAAAGCAGCAACGGGAACAGUUUCAUCGAGAUCAUCCGGUCCGACUGA